Molecule: messenger RNA, 1035 nt
Organism: Aspergillus welwitschiae
Lineage: Eukaryota; Fungi; Ascomycota; Eurotiomycetes; Eurotiales; Aspergillaceae
Exons: 2
Coding region: 172-987 (271 amino acids)
Source: RefSeq, a predicted model, not a curated record
UUCUUAAGCCACCACCUAUCCCACCGCCUCUUAGUUGACCUUGAUUUACACCGAUUGACGGUUAUGAGCAUGGUCUUCGUCCGCUCAACGGCUCCCAUUACAUCAUUAUAGUGUCUGUGAAGCAGAUCGGUCUCUCUUCUCAGCACGAUUUCCGACCGUUCGUGGUACCAAAUGGCCGGCCCUAUUGGAAUGGGGGCAAUCCUCCGAUCUUAUUUAAAUGCCUUCGUUCUAUUACUUGUCAUUGGAUCGCCAGCAAUCGCUCAGUUCUGCUCAUUUUGGAGCGGUAGCUGUCUCGAUGCCCUGGCUCAGACUGCCGUCUCCUUCAACUUCCCCCCUCUGUUUGAGGAGAGUCUCAACCUCUACUAUGGAUUCGACGCCAACUCUCGAGGAAAAGGCCAAGAGCCCAUGACUAAAGUUAGCUUUUGGCUCGGAUACAGUGCUCUUCUCAAUAGCUCUGUCAUCAAUUCCAACCGCACCUCUGAGAUUGCUUUGCGGGUGGGAAAUCUUACCGGAACGCCGUCAGGUUCCAACAAUGGCUGCGAUGGCGUGUGGGGCGCACAAUGCUCGUACGACUUGAUCACCUUGUUGAAGCAGGCCUUGUAUGGACUCACCACGAGUGGAAGUUACUAUGAUGACCCACUGGAUACGGUGUUGAGUGAAAUGCUCAUCAACCAGCCCGUACUCUCCAAUUGCCCUCCGCCUCUGUUCGACGUUGCUGCCAUACCUUCUAUCUCUUUUGCUCAAGAAACCGAUACCACCCGAAUUGCAACCCUCCAAACGUCCGGAUCCAGCAGUGAACCCUGGAAGACAUGGUUCAUUGAUAAUAUGACUGCUAAUGACCAAGCAGCUCAAGUUGCAGUCGCCAUUAUUAGCAGAGCUCCAUCCUACAACGGCAACCCUCCCAAAUAUGUCGAUGAUAUACAAGUAGAGCUCGUUUGUACUCAGGCUCCAUCUACAGGAAGCUCUUCGUCAAGCCAAGGCUCGUGACCUACGGUUGACCCCAUAUUUUUGGGAGAACAAUCGACAUGAAUCAAC